This is a messenger RNA of Gymnodraco acuticeps, 5267 nucleotides long. RefSeq names its product phospholipase D1a (gene pld1a). Gene Ontology annotation, molecular function: phosphatidylinositol binding; D-type glycerophospholipase activity. The transcript is spliced from 26 exons. The record is from RefSeq and is a predicted model, not a curated record. NCBI's taxonomy places the organism in Eukaryota, Metazoa, Chordata, Actinopteri, Perciformes, Bathydraconidae. Gene Ontology annotation, biological process: regulation of microvillus assembly; intracellular signal transduction; cell motility. Bases 239 to 3400 code for a protein of 1053 amino acids.
GAGUGACGCGCACGCAGUCGAAAGCUAUGUUACGCUCUGAAAACUGAAAACAAGGCUCAAACUAGUAAAUAUGAAGAUGGAUUAUGAUCAGUAAUCAUUUCAAAGUGACACAGACACAUUGGAUUAACCAUUGGAUUAACCUUCAGCGGCGUUUUAUAUAGUUUUGAUGCCAUUGAACAGAACUUUUGAUCAGAACAACAGCAAAGGCUCGCCCUGCUCUGGGGUUUAACUGCUGAGCAUGCUGGGAAAAGCUCCGCCUACAACCAGUAGCCUCAACCUGGUCACCUCUGAGGUGUCUGACGUCACAUCGGACCCCGACGCUCACGACGGAAUCACCAUGGCCGACCUGGUGGAGAGCCUGGACACCAGAGAGCUGGACAUGGGGGAGGGAGAGGAGAUCGAGUAUGAUGGAGGCUACUUGGGGGACUGUCGUAUCCCAUUUUCAGCGGUGUAUGCCACAGUGGGCUUCAAGGAGGCCAACGCCAAGGUCUACCUUCCCACUGUGCCCAUCACCGCCCGGAUACUGGAGGUGGAGAGAUUCACCGCCGCACAGGACCGCUUCAACCUGUCGCACCAGAGGAGUGUCAACAAGUCCCUGCCGGCAGUGUUUAAGAUCGAGCUGAAGCAUGGUGAGUUUACCUGGGUGGUUAAGAGGAAGGAGAAACAUUUCAUGGAGCUGCACAAAGAGCUGCAGACGUACAAGACCCUCAUGAGGAUCCCGCUGCCGUCACGCAGCCACACGGUGAGGAGAAGGACGGUGAGGAAGAGCGAGGUGAGGGAGAUGCCGUCCCUGCCGAGGGGAGGGGGAGACGAGCUGGUGAGAGACGAGCAGGUCUCCAGCAGGAAGAGACAAUUAGAGGACUAUUUGGACAAGCUGCUGAGGAUGGCCAUGUACCGCAAAUAUCACCAUACUAUGGAGUUCAUUGACAUCAGCCAGAUGUCUUUUAUCCAUGACUUGGGGCCCAAAGGACUGGAAGGGAUGAUCUAUAAGCGAUCAGGCGGACAUCGUAUCCCCGGGAUGAACUGCUGCGGCCACAGCCAGGCCUGCUACCGCUGGUCCAAACGCUGGUUGGUGGUGAAGGACUCGUGUCUUCUAUACAUGAAGCCAGACUCGGGGGCCAUCUCUUUCGUCCUGCUGUUGGAUAAAGAGUUCUGCAUCAAGACUGACUCCAAAGACACAGAGACCAAACAUGGAGUCCGGGUGGACAGCCUCUCCAGGACCUUGGUGUUUAAGUGCAGCAGCUACAGACAUGCAAGCUGGUGGGGUCAGAGCAUCGAUAGCUUCGUGAAGAAUCAUGGGAAGGCUUUCCUCAGAGACCACCGCUGCGGGUCUUUUGCACAGGAACAGGAAAACAUCGCUGCCAAAUGGUAUGUGAAUGGAAAGAAUUACAUGGAGGAUGUGGCUGAUGCUUUGGAAGAGGCUAAAGAGGAAAUCUUCAUCACUGACUGGUGGCUGAGUCCAGAGAUCUUUCUGAAGAGACCUGUAGUGGAGGGCAACAGGUGGAGGCUUGACUGUACCCUCAAACGCAAAGCACAACAGGGAGUGCGCAUCUUUGUGAUGUUGUAUAAAGAGGUGGAGCUCGCCCUGGGCAUCAACUCGGGCUACAGCAAGAGGACGCUCAUGCACCUGCACCCCAACAUCAAGGUGAUGCGUCAUCCAGAUCACGUCUCGUCCUCCGUCUAUCUGUGGGCGCAUCACGAGAAGAUCGUUAUCAUUGACCAAUCAGUGGCCUUCGUGGGCGGGAUCGACCUGGCAUAUGGUCGCUGGGACGACAGAGAGCACCGGCUGACAGAUGUCGGCAGCGUGACGCGAUCUGUGGCGCUUGAGCAGGCUGGCUCCACCACCACUCCGUCCAAAAAGGGCGUGUCCUUCGUGGACGUCUCCAACUUCAACGGACGAGGCACACCGCCCAGCGACCCGGUGGACCUGCCGAAGCUGAAGGGGAUCGGACGCAGCAGGAAGGCUCGCUUCAGUCUGUACAAACACCUGCACAAACACACACUGCAGCACGCAGACAGUGUGAGCAGCGUGGACAGCACCGGGAGUGGCUCGGUGAAAAGCCUAAAGACUGGCGUUGGAGAGUUACAGGGCAGCACGCGCUUCUGGCAUGGAAAAGACUACUGCAACUUCGUCUACAGGGACUGGAUCCAGUUAGAGAAACCUUUUGAUGACUUCAUCGACAGGUACACCACUCCCAGAAUGCCCUGGCAUGACAUCGCCUCGGUGGUUCACGGUAGAGCCGCGCGGGAUGUGGCCAGGCACUUUAUUCAGCGCUGGAACUUCACAAAGAUCAUGAAGCCAAAGUAUCGCUCUCUGUCUUAUCCGUUCCUGCUGCCCAAGUCUCACUCCACCGCCAACGACCUCCGAUACCAAGUCCCUGGCUGCGUCAACGUCAAAGCGCAGGUGUUGCGGUCCGCAGCAGAUUGGUCGGCAGGUAUCAAGUACCACGAGGAGUCCAUCCACAGUGCCUACGUCCAGGUCAUCGCUAAGAGCAAACACUACAUCUACAUCGAGAACCAGUUCUUCAUCAGCUGUGCCGACAACAGGACGGUCUACAACAAGAUCGGAGACGCCAUCAUCGAGAGGAUCCUCAGAGCGCACAAGGAGGGUAAGAAGUACCGGGUGUAUGUGGUCACCCCCCUGCUGCCUGGCUUUGAGGGGGACAUCACCACCGGAGGAGGGAACGCCAUCCAGGCUGUGAUGCACUUCAACUACAGAACCAUGAUCAGGGGAGAGUACUCCAUCAUCUCACAGCUGAAAAAGGAGAUGGACGACCAUUGGAUGAAUUACAUCUCCUUCGCUGGCCUGCGGACUCACGCUGAGCUGGAGGGACGCCUCGUCACAGAGCUCAUUUACGUCCACAGCAAGAUGCUCAUCGCUGACGACAACACCGUCAUCAUCGGUUCUGCCAACAUCAACGACAGAAGCAUGCUGGGUAAACGUGACAGCGAGGUGGCGGUGAUUAUCGAGGACUCUGAAAAGGUCCCUUCGAUGAUGGAUGGACAGGAGUACGAAGCUGGACCCUACGCACUGCAGCUGCGCCUCGAAUGCUUCAGGACUAUCCUUGGAGGUCACACUGACACCAGUAUCGACCUGUCUGACCCGAUCAGCGAGCGCUUCUAUAAGGAGGUGUGGAUGACCACGGCUGGCCGCAACGCCACAAUCUAUGAGAAGGUGUUCCGAUCCCUUCCUUCCUCCCUGGUGAGGAACAUGUCUGAGCUGGAGCAGUACCAGGCCACGCCGGGUUUGGCCCAGUCCGACCCGGCCCGCGCUCAGGAGGAACUGCGCAAAAUCCGAGGCUUCCUGGUCCAGUUUCCUCUGGACUUCCUGUCUGAGCAGAACCUCAUGCCCUCAGUUGGAACCAAGGAGGCCAUGGUCCCAACGGAGAUCUGGACAUAAAGGAUGCCAGACACGUACACAUCAGAGUUGAACUUUCUGAGCAUCUUGAGUGAAGUAUCAGGAUCGUCUUCGAAUUUGUAACGUUGGAUUAUUGCAGAGACCGUCUUUAAUCCAGAGAUGAGCGAGUCUUCUGGAUUGACAUGACUGCCGGGCAUUGACAAAUCCCUCAAGCCUGUUUCUACUGAAAAUCACUAAACUGUAGUCACAACUUUUUGGGUAAGCAUUAACUCGUUUGGGAUGUAUGAAGAAGUGAACGAUAUCGCACCUGAGGACAAUAUUUAUGACUGCAUUGAAGCUGUGGAGAUGAAUAACAGGCACAUGAACUCUGGUUUUAGUGAAUCAACUCAACUCUGCCCACGUUUCCCUUUUGGACUGGAUUUCUAAGGUAUGAGGGUGAGGCAAGAGCAAGUUUUUGACAAUGACGCUAAUAAAUAUUCAGUUCUAGUUUAAAGUAAUCGCAAAAUACACCGAGAUGGUGAUGCAUGUGACUUCCUGAGUUUGUGGUCUGUUCUUGUAAGGUGCAUCAGCGCUACGUACACCGGUUUAUGAGCUCACAGAGGACUGAUGAGUUUCAAAGUCUGUUUUCUCAGAUGUGUCUUGAUGGUUAUUUUCUGUAAAACAAAUCCAAAACGUGAUCACUUUUUCCUGUGCAGUACAUGGUUCUAACUAUGCUUGAGUCUUGUUAACUGAAUUCUAAAAUGCAUAUACCAAUCACAUCUCUGAAAAACAUUAUAUUUCCUGUCGUCAGUGCUUAGUGACAGAUAACCACUAGACAUGAUGAGGUCUGAACUGUACUGCUGAAAUCAGAGGGAGCUGUGUUGAUCUGAAAAAGGGACAACAUCUAAUUCAACUCAGUUACAACACAAUGUGUUCAGAGGCUGUAUCAGUGGUACAUUUCAGAGGCUGGAUGGGACAAUCGGGUCAUCAUUUCAAAGUAGUCAUUUCCUCUUUGCUCAACAGAUGGUGCUAUUUUCUUAAAAAUGUACGGCGGUCUAAUAUGGGCCUUUAUAUUCCUCAUGCCACUUCUCUCAGUCUUAUAUACAGUGUUUGAACAAUUUAGACAAUGAUUAUUAUAGCAUGCAACCCAUGCCGAGAUAGCGUUUACGUUUCCAGUUUCCUGGCAGUUCCAGUGGUUUUCUUGAUGAAGAUUUUUGCUCAGCGUCAAAAUAAAAUCUUGUUUUUUUUAAAUGUAUCACAGCCUGUAUUGGUCAAAGAGAAGGGACUCUGACUUACAGCACAAUAUGAAGCAAAUGUAAUUUGUAUAGACUAAAUGUGACGCGAAAGAACCACUCCUUUAGAACCCAGCUGAACUGGAUUAGUUAACGAUAUUUAGGUUAUGAAUCACAGAGUUGUCAGAGGAGGAUUCCUGUAAAUCAAACCAUCAACGGCUAAUUUGGCAUCAAUAGGCCUUUGUAUAUGACUUUCCGCCUAAGUCACGCACACAGCAUCAGAAUCCUUGACACUUAUUCAACAGAAGAAGACAAUAACUUUGAUGGAGGGGAUCCAUAUAUUGUUAAAUGGGACCAGGGAAUUGAUGGAUGUAAGCUGAAGUGGGUGAAAACAUCCCAGCCUCUGAACUGAUUUCAACAUAUUGUUUACCCAUGCUGGAUUUAUCAUUGCAUUAUCCAUGGAAAAUUGAUGUAUUUUCUAUGUAUGGCAUAUGGAUGGUUGUGACUUCAUAUUUCUUUAUCAUAACCAUCCGCUAUCUGUACCCCUUGAGCUCAAUUCAGCUGAUCUUGCUUCCACUGUUUAUGUAUCGUACCUUUUUUCUACAUUUGAAACCUUUUUCUAAUUUGUGUCUGUUCAUGUAACACAGUGUAAUUCAUCAUUUAAGUGGCUAACAAAUAAAAAUAUAUUUGGAAAUGUU